Molecule: messenger RNA, 1050 nt
Organism: Colletotrichum truncatum
Lineage: Eukaryota; Fungi; Ascomycota; Sordariomycetes; Glomerellales; Glomerellaceae
Source: RefSeq, a predicted model, not a curated record
AUGAUUUCACCACUGUUACUUUGCAGCUACUGCAGCAAGAUACCCCUCAGUCAUUGCGACCUCAAGUCUGCUAUCAGCUCACCCGGUGGAACCCCUUUCUUCCUACUUGGUCCAUGGUCACGCAUCAGUACCAGCUCAUGUCCUCUGUGUGAAGUUGUGACUCGCGCCAUCUUCGAAGCGCACAGGUUGUCGCCCGGCAGUGUAGCGCAAGGGGACGACGAGACGUUUGCUUUAUGUUGGAACAAUCAGUUGGGGCCUGGUCAACGGGGCGCUUUCAGUAUCAACGACUCUACGAACACAGCCAGUGGCCAGUACGUCUGCUUCGUAAGCGAUUCUUCUGAUGGGCUGGAAGUUGCAAAUGACGCAUAUUUUCUUAUGCCAGCAGUUGGACCCAAGCUACAAAUGUCGAGAGUCUCCAAAUGGAUUGACGCUUGCACGACAACACAUCCCAUCACCAAAUGCAAAGCCCAGAAUUAUCAAGGAUUUACAUCGAUAUUUCCUAAAUUGCAGGUUCUUCGGCUCGUCGACAUUGACAAUGGCAACUUGGUUGAGGUCUCAGACAUUCGUCCCUACAAAUAUGUAGCGCUUAGUUAUGUCUGGGGCGGAGUAUCUAGCUUUAGGCUCACAAAGUCAACUUUAAGCCGACUUCUUCUCCCGAACUCAAUCUCUCAAAUACGGAAUAGACUGCCGCUCACUAUUCUAGAUACCAUCACGCUUGUGAAGCUUCUUGGCCUUCGUUACCUAUGGGUUGAUUUGCUUUGCCUUAUCCAGGACGACCCGGAUGAUUUGAGUAGAGGAACUGCGGUGAUGGACAACGUUUAUGAGCGUUCAUGGCUCACUGUCAUCGCCGCUUGUGGUCAUGAUGCGAACUCGGGCCUACCAGCAGUGACGGGAACUCGAGCUCCGCAGCAGACCUUCCGAAUUACCCCAACAGUGCGUUUUGGGUUGUAUACGCCACUUGACUGGGCACUCGCUGCGACUGUUUACCAAACCAGAGGAUGGACGGUUCCAGGAACAAGCGCUAUGUCAGCGGGCACUUUACUUUGUUGA